This is a messenger RNA of Daucus carota subsp. sativus, 2337 nucleotides long. RefSeq lists its product as uncharacterized. The transcript has 3 exons. The record is from RefSeq and is a predicted model, not a curated record. NCBI's taxonomy places the organism in Eukaryota, Viridiplantae, Streptophyta, Magnoliopsida, Apiales, Apiaceae. Bases 496 to 2205 code for a protein of 569 amino acids.
UAUAAGGGGAAGCGUGUAGCAUACGUGUUUAACUCACUCACUAAAACUCACCUCCGAGUCAUGACUCACCUACCCGUACCCUUUCACUACCUCUAUCAGAUUUUCCUCCUCUUCAUAAUCCCAAGUCUCCCCUCUUUACUUCACUAGGGUUUGCUCAAAUAUUUUUUAUUUAUUUAUAUUUAAUUUCUUUUUUAUCUUAACAGUACUCUCCGUUUCAAACUAUGCUUCUAAAUUCUCUUGUAUUUAUGUCUUUCUUUAUGCAAACUAUCAGAUUGUUGUUGUAGAUUGUUUUAAGUUUUUUCCAGUUGUUUUAUGGUUGUAGAUUACUUGAAUCUUUUUAGAUUUGCGUGUUUGCUUAAAGGGGACAUGGGUUUUUUUGUUUAUGCUAAAAUUUAGAUACCCUUUUGAGUAUAGUUGAUUUUGGGGUUUUUUUAUGUGAUUCUUGUUGAGAAUCUUGGAGACCCAGUUGAAAAGAUUCAAUCUUUAUGGUUCUUGAUGGAUCCAGAGUAUGUAGUUUUGGAUGCGAGCUCAGAUGAAGAUGUGGGCUUGGAUGAGAAGGUAGUGUUUGAUGAUAGUGGAGAAGAUGAUUGUGAUUGGAUACAAGAGCUACUUAAAGAGGUUGAUAGACAGACUAGCACUGAGGAUUCUGAUGAGUCUGAUGAUGUGGUUUUAGUGAGUGAGGUUGUGGUGAGUCCUAAGUCUAAGUUGAAGAAUUCUGAUACUGGUUUGAAGGAUUUGAAUGAUGAGGAAGAUGAUGAUGAUUGCGUGGUUUUGGAUGGCGAUCCUGAUAAGCCGGAAGCAGUCGAGAAUAAUCAGCUGGUGGAUGAGUCUGAUGAGCUGCAAAUUGUUGCUGAGACGGGACAGGUGGCUUGUAGAGACUAUCCCCACCCACGACAUCUCUGUGCUAAGUAUCAGUUCACUUCCACUGCACAUGAAACACACUGCGGCCAGUGUCACUGUUAUGUCUGUGACUUGCUGGCUCCAUGUCUCCAUUGGGAUGGAAAUCAUUGCCAUGCCACCGAUAAAGAAGAAUAUUGGAAAAAUGAGAGGAAGUCAUUAAAGAACAGACACCAAGCUGCUGUAUCAGUUCCUAGAGUUUACACUUCUCUGUCAGCUGAGAUGAUCCCAAUCAGUCAAGGUCCGGUAUCAGUUUCAUUUGAACCCACCUAUGUACCCUCCGGUCAGGUCCCCGGACCAGCAACAAUUCGUGCAUGUUCAUGGUCAACUAAUUUUGCACCGGGAUUUGAUCAUUCUGGACAGGUGCCUAGAAACAGAUUUCGGCCGAACUUGGUGUUGCAGCACCUGCGCAGUACAGAUAACGAUCUUCUUCAAAGGGAUCGAAGACAUACUGCCGGUAAUGCAGCCCUUCAAGUUAAAUCUCCUCCCUCAGUGUUUAAAAGAACCGGCGGGGGUCCUCUAUUGUCCAACAGAAGGUAUUGUUUAUCUAACCAAACAUAUAGAGCCCAAUAUAUGAGCAUACCUCCUCAAAUGCCAAUACCAGUUCACAACAAUUCCAUGAGAUGGCAACCUUUAUUUCCCCAGUUGGGUCCGGAGUUGAACACUUAUCAACUUCCCCCACAACCAAAUAUUCAUGCAAACUUUUCAAAUUCCUUGCCUUACCAACCCCAGCUAUCCUCCACACCAAAUGUGAUGAAUAACCAUAUGAACAUGAUGCCUUCUCAGCCUAUGGUCUCUCCCCCAUCGAGCACGGCCAAUUUCUUUGUGAGUUCAGUCACUGAACACCAAGUCCCAACUCAGGCAUAUCAUUAUGGCAACACCUUUUUAAGGCCUCCUCAAUCCCAAUUGUCUCUCCAACCAAUUGUCGAUAACAGCUACACAAACAGAAUGCCUUCCGAACCACUGAUAUAUGGUCAGCUUAAUGCUGCUCCAAACGAGUAUCAGAAUAUUAAUUUGAAUCAGGACCAUAGCUUUCUGGGUUCGACUGAAGAAGACAUCGACUUGAGUUGCAUCAAUUUAACUUCUGAGAGCAACCAAGAACCUACACCCCAACAUCAAGAUAUAGGUUUAGUAACUGAGCAUGAGGCCUUGCCGCGUACUGAACAACAGGAUGACCUUUUUGGUGGAAGCCCAAAUCUUGAUGCGCUAAACUUUCAGUAUGAUAGUUGGAACUUAGGUAGUAGUGAUAAACCAGUACAUUCUCCAGAACCAGAUAUAUCAGAUUCUAGCUUUUUCUUUGGAUUGUAAUGUGGUGGUGUUAAAGAUGUAGCUAGGAGAGUAAUUAUUAGUUUAUUGCAGAAUCAAGCCAGUAGUUAAAAUCUGUAAUUUGCUUAGUUGGUUUUUUAUUUUGAAGAAGAAAAAAAAAUCUCUUUUUUCCCA